This is a messenger RNA of Cadophora gregata, 986 nucleotides long. RefSeq lists its product as uncharacterized. The coding region runs from base 31 to 456 and encodes 141 amino acids. NCBI's taxonomy places the organism in Eukaryota, Fungi, Ascomycota, Leotiomycetes, Helotiales, Ploettnerulaceae. The transcript is spliced from 2 exons. The record is from RefSeq and is a predicted model, not a curated record.
CCGCUAUCCAUACCAUAAAUAUUUACCCUCAUGCUCCUCUCAAUUCCAUUCAACCCCAAACAUCCCAUCAUGACAACUCCCUCAUCGAAACCACCCGAGUCGUCCAACUCGACCUCGCCAACAAUUCCCGUCCCACCAACAUCAGCCACACCCUCCGAAGUCCGAACAUAUUUUUCGACUCUCCUCAGCACGCUCCAUUCUGCUCCUGCAAAAAAUGCUGAGGAAAUAGCAUCGAAAUGGAAACUCGGUCGUGGAGAGGAAAUGCUGUCCUUUGAUAUUGAGACGUAUCGCGAGAUUUUCGGACGGGAGGCCGGGACGGUUUUGUUCAGGCAUGUAAAUCGUAAAGAUGCCAAAAAGGGGGCGUCAACGACUGUACACUCGAGCCAGAGGGAGAGACCGAAGAGGGAUAUCUUUGGGCUGGAACCUGGUUGUGAGUUGAUAUUUUUCCCCCUUUGAAUUUUCUUGGGUGGUGGGAUUUCUGAGCUGCGAAAUUGAAUCGGACGUGAAGAAAAAUUGACGACCGGAACAGUGUCAUUGGUGUAUUUGUGUUUCUUCGCUGCUCUGUUCCUGGGUUGGAGAGCGUAUGUUGAGGUUGAUGAUACGCGGGCUGGGCCGAUGGCGAUGUUUGCGGGGUUUUUCAUGUUGGGGUUUGGGGCUUCGUACAGUAUUUACUAUUUCGGGUAGUUUUGGAAUUGAGAUCAUGUCCAAGUUUCGAUGUAGGAGAGGAGCUGUUCAUACGUUUUGUUCAACGCAAGGCCGUUCGGAAUAGUGGAGGGCAAAACCUGGUCUCGUUAGUCAUCCCAGACUGUAGAUUCAAGGAUCUAGUUUGGGUCCAGUUCCGACAACACUCCAGGUGCAGUAGCACCGAAUCCAACCCCUCGGAGUCAAGACUCGCUCUCUUCUAACAUGGCUACAACUAUACUGGCAAAUUCCGAGUUGUUCUAGAUUCGCCCUCCCGCAAACUGUGAUUUAUGUCAACCAAUGCG